Molecule: messenger RNA, 717 nt
Organism: Rhinocladiella mackenziei CBS 650.93
Lineage: Eukaryota; Fungi; Ascomycota; Eurotiomycetes; Chaetothyriales; Herpotrichiellaceae
Exons: 3
Coding region: 1-717 (238 amino acids)
Biological process (GO): DNA-templated transcription
Cellular component (GO): RNA polymerase III complex; RNA polymerase II, core complex; RNA polymerase I complex
Molecular function (GO): DNA binding; DNA-directed RNA polymerase activity
Source: RefSeq, a predicted model, not a curated record
AUGGAUCUCGACGAUCGGCCCAAGCUCUCGGUCGAGGCAGAGAAAGAGGUGACCCGACUGUGGCGGACGUGGAGGACGGUCUUGGAGAUGCUCGUGGAUAGGGGCUAUGCGAUUGCAGACAACGAACUCACUAUCUCCCGUGACGAGUUUCAGCGCAAAUUUGGCGAUCCACAGACGGGCAUGGCUGAGAGAAGGCUCAUGAAGCUCCAAGCGGUCCCUACUGAAGAAAUGAUCAAACGCGACACCCCUCGACCCACCAAGGCCAACCCCAACCCACAAACAACCGCCGGAACUGUUUGGGUCGAAUUCAGUCCAGAAACCACAAUCGGUAUCAAACAUCUACGAGCAUUUGCCCAGCACCUCGACGCGAACAAAAUCACUACGGGCAUUUUCAUCACCAUCGGACCUGUGACUGCGGCUGCUCUUCGUGCAUUCGAACCGUUGGCCGAAAGAGGAAUCACAGCAGAAUGGUUUCAAGAGCAGGAUCUUCUGGUGAACAUCACGCGACACGAACUGGUCCCAAAGCAUGUCCUCCUCAGCGCGGAAGAGAAGAAGGUCUUACUUGACAGAUAUCGACUGAAAGAAACUCAGCUACCAAGAAUUCAAUUCAGCGACCCGGUGUCGAAAUAUCUGGGCUUAAAGAGAGGCAAUGUCGUCAAGAUUAUUCGCAAGAGUGAGACGGCUGGGAGAUAUGCCAGCUAUCGGUGGGUGUUUUAA